Molecule: messenger RNA, 2582 nt
Organism: Pseudocercospora fijiensis CIRAD86
Lineage: Eukaryota; Fungi; Ascomycota; Dothideomycetes; Mycosphaerellales; Mycosphaerellaceae
Exons: 2
Coding region: 1-2397 (798 amino acids)
Cellular component (GO): vacuolar transporter chaperone complex; fungal-type vacuole membrane
Source: RefSeq, a predicted model, not a curated record
AUGAGGUUCGGCACAACACUGGAGCGAGCAGUGUAUGCUCCGUGGAAGGACAACUACAUUGACUAUGCCAAGCUCAAGAAGCUACUGCGUGACGACGAUUCGGUGCCGUCUAGCCCCAGCACCGAAUCCCGCUCCAACCGCUGGACCGACGAGGACGAGAGCAAGUUCGUCGACGAGCUGGUGAACGUGCAGCUGGAGAAGGUGCAUAAUUUCCACAAGGAGACCUACGAGAAAUUACGCGACCGCACCGCCAAAUGCGAGGCCAAGCUCGACAGCAUUGCUGCACCGGAGCACGGCGCCAAUGGCAACGGCAAUGGCAGUAAGAAGCCUGUGCCCAGCGAGGAGGAGAAGACCAAAAUCUUGAACGACGUGCUUUCCGAGCUUGACCAUAUCACCAAAGAGACCAAUGAGCUCGAGAAGUACAGUCGCAUCAACUACACCGGCUUUCUCAAGGCUGUCAAGAAGCAUGACCGCAAGCGCGGUGCUUCAUACCGCGUGCGCCCAUUGCUGCAGGUGCGACUGGCUGCGCUACCAUUCAACAAGGAGGACUAUGGCCCGCUGCUCUUCCGUCUCAGCGCCAUGUACAGCUUCGUGCGCAACUCGCUCGAAGGCGGCGACCAGGCCAACAAGGCCAGCGAGAAUGAGGAGGGCAAGGAAGAAUAUACGAGCCAGAAGUUUUGGGUGCACAUGGACAACCUGCUGGAGGUCAAGACCAUGAUCUUGCGACAUCUACCCGUGCUUGUAUACAACCCACAAACUUCCAAGGUCGCCGAGGGCCACCAACCGGAUCCGUCCAUCACCAGCAUUUACUUCGACAAUCCCGCCUUUGAGCUCUACACUCACAAGGUCGACCGCAGCGCAGGCUCGUCCUUGAGACUUCGCUGGUAUGGGCAGCUCAAUAACAGACCGGAGAUUUGGGUCGAGAAGAAGACCGUCACUGAGGACGAAAGAAGCCACGAGGCUAGGUUCACCACCAAAGACAAAUACGUUCAGCGUUUCAUCAACGGCGAAUACCACAUGGAAAAGCAAAUCAAGAAGCUGGAGGAUCGUGCAGGUCCGGAGAGCAACGAGCUGAAGGGUAUGAAGGAUGCAGUGGAAGAGAUCCAGGACUUCAUCAAGACAUACGACCUGCAACCUGUUCUUCGUGCCAAUUACACCCGUACAGCUUUCCAGAUUCCAGGCGAUGAUCGUGUCCGCAUCAGUCUCGACACCGAUCUAGCUUUUAUUCGCGAGGAUGCCAUUGAUCAGGAUCGCCCGUGCAGAGACCCCGAUACUUGGCACCGCUCCGACAUCGAUAGCAACGAGAUGGAGUUCCCGUUCUCCUCGAUCAGGAAAGGCGAGAUCACCCGCUUUCCAUUUGCCGUUCUCGAGGUGAAGCUGCGUAAUUCGCAGGCCAAAAGGAGCGCAGAAUGGAUUGAGGACUUUGUGAACAGUCAUCUGGUCAAAGCAGCGCCUCGCUUCAGCAAGUUCGUGCACGGUGUCAGUACACUCUUCGAGGAUUAUGUCAACACAUUCCCCUUCUGGUUGAGCGACAUGGAGACAGACAUUCGCCGUGAUCCCCAGCAGGCUUUCGAAGAAGAACAGGCCAAGAAGCAGAAGGAGAUGGACGAUGAGUUCGCCGUGGGUUCACUUCUCAAAUCCAAAGCAAGUAUUGGCAGUCCGGCACAGCGAGGUGAGCGUCGCGGCACCGCCGUCCUUAGUCCGGUCGGAACGCCUGCAGACAGCUCGUUCAAGCGCACGCCAAGCGACACCGACACUGCAAAACUUUCAACCUCCAAGGGCAACACUGCACAUGUCGCGCCGACUCAAAUGGACGAUGUUGUGGAAGAACCAGACGAUGAUGAGACCGGAACUCACACGCAGCCCACAGGCCGAGAAACCUUGCCAGGCGGUCUGAAGAAUCUUUUCCCCGGUUUUAGCACGAGCAAGUAUGCUCAAGCCAGAAGGGCGAGGACCCAGCUUCCACCAGGAGUUUCUGAGCCCAAGGAGUGGAUAAAGGACCAAGGCCCAGUCAAAGUCGAGGCCAAGGUAUGGCUUGCGAACCAGCGAACAUUUAUCAAAUGGCAACAUGUUUCCAUCCUCCUGGCCUCGCUUUCUCUCGGUCUUUUUAAUGCUGCCGGCCCAGAUAACACGGUCGGCAAAGCUCUUGGCAUCGUCUAUACUCUUAUCGCCGUUUUUGCUGCUGCAUGGGGCUAUUACAUUUACAUGUGGCGACACAACCUGAUACUAAAGAGGAGCGGUAAGGACUUUGACGCUGUUGCUGGUCCUGUCGUCGUCUGCGUUGGUCUCAUCAUGGCACUGUGUCUGAACUUUGGCUUCAAGUAUCGAGCCGUUAUGCAAGAGCGCGAGAAGCAAGGUCCCCAGUCACUCUUAAUACAGAGCGGCUACUUGCAGUGAAAUGUUUAUUUGUACAUCUUAGAUAUACACUGAGCAGGAUUUGUAUAAUGGAUGACAAGCGGCAUUGGCAGCGGCUUGGUACAUCCAGAUGAACUGCAGCAGCCAGAUUCGUGCGUGUGUCGGAGCGCUUCGCAGUCGCUCGUUUGCAGUCCCAGAUAAAUUGGCUGUCAAGAGUGAUGUGGGCC